Molecule: messenger RNA, 6313 nt
Organism: Lethenteron reissneri (Far Eastern brook lamprey)
Lineage: Eukaryota; Metazoa; Chordata; Hyperoartia; Petromyzontiformes; Petromyzontidae
Product: sodium/potassium-transporting ATPase subunit beta-1-like
Biological process (GO): intracellular sodium ion homeostasis; sodium ion export across plasma membrane; potassium ion import across plasma membrane
Cellular component (GO): sodium:potassium-exchanging ATPase complex
Molecular function (GO): ATPase activator activity
Source: RefSeq, a predicted model, not a curated record
CCUCGUUUAAAUAGCAGAGCCGGUAGACGCGGAUCCUUCUCUCCUUCUCUCCGCUCCGACCAGCUCCUCCUCCUCAUCUACACGCACGCACGCUCAGAGCCCCGCCGCCGCCGCUGCUGCUGCUGCCAUGGACCCGUCAAAUCGCUUCGCGGGAGAGAAGACCAGCUGGAAGGUGUUCGUGUGGAACCCCGAGACGAGGCAGUUCCUGGGCAGGACGGGCUCCAGCUGGUUUAAGAUCAUCCUCUUCUACAUCGUCUUCUAUGGCUUCUUGGCCGCCAUCUUCAUCGGGACGAUCCAAGCGCUGCUGCUCACCAUCAACAAGUACACGCCCCAGUACCAGGACCGCAUCCUCCCCCCGGGUCUGUCGGUGCGCCCGCAGCCAUUCCGCGCCGAGAUCUACUACUCCCUGUCGGAGCGCCACUCCAUCGAGCUGCACAACAAGAGCAUCAGCUCGCUGCUCGACUCCUACAGCAACGAGAAGCAGACGCAGCUCAUCAAGUGCGGCGAGGAGCCCGGCCCUGCACGCCUCUCGGGCCCGGACCCCCACUCGGCGGAGAGCGCCUGCCGCUUCCAGCGCGAGUGGCUGGGAGACUGCUCGGGCCUCACCGACCCCGACUUCGGCUACUCGAGCGGGAACCCGUGCGUCAUCAUCAAACUCAACCGCGUCAUCGGCUUCCUGCCAGAGGUGCCAAAGAAUGACACCCUGCCCAUCGGGUUAAAAUAUCAUCCCAAUGUGGUGCCUGUGGCCUGCAACUUCAAGCGCGAGGAGGACAAGGGCAGGAUCAGCGCGAUACGCUACUUCGGCGCGGGCGGCUACGCGGGCUUCCCGAUGCACUACUACCCCUUCCUGGGGCGCGCGCGGCACGCGGGCUAUGUGAACCCGCUGGUGGCCGUGCAGCUCAUGAACGUGACGCGCGACGUCGAGGUGCGGCUGGAGUGCCGCAUCUACGCCGAGAACGUGCCCUUGUCGGCGCGCGACCGCCUCGUGGGCCGCGUCGACCUCAAGCUGCUGGUGCGCAGCUAGCGGCCUACCCCCCGCCCUCGCCUCCAACUCCACGACCGCAGCCUCGCGCGUGGGCCCACGCACCGCACCGCACCGCCCCUGCACCGCACCGACACGCGCGCACGCACGCCCAGGUACGACCUCGUGCCUGCACGCGCGUGUACGCACCUACACAGGUGCGAACGAACCGUACUCACCUGUGUAGCUUUGCAAUGCGGUGCAGAGCACUCACCGGUACACCUGCGCCCACACGCACCUGUACAGGGCACACAUCUGCACUCGCCCGUAUAGGGCUGUACACCUGCACGCACACCUCUACGAAUCUGCAUAGGACACUUGCCUAUCUAAACCUGCACACACAUCUUAUCUGUCACGCGUAUAGGGUGCACGUGUAGAGGUCACGCACACAUGCACUCACCUGUAUAGGGGACAGAGCUGUAGCCGCACACACCUGUACAGGGCGCUUACCUGUACCUGCACAUGCUCAUAUGCAGGGCUCACACCUAUAGGGACCGUAUAAGGUAUGCACUUGUACCUACAUACACACCUGUACGCACCCGUCUAGGGCACAAGCCUGUAUAAGGGGCACACACCCCUGUACACACACACACACAACUGCACAUACCUGUACUGGGGGACUCACACCUGCACACAUUCUCAGCUACAAUCACCUGGAACACAAUUACACAGGAGGUGGUGCAAACACAUGCACCCACAUGUAUAGGGUGCCCACCCGUACCCUGCACGCACCUGUACAGUGCUCUGUGGGUUACCUGGCGAGUGUGAACACCUAGACCGCAUCCAUCUCCUCUUGGCAUUGGCAGAAGGGGCUGAGGAAGAAGCCAACUUUGGCUACAGAAGCAUCUAGCAGCCUCUUACCAUUAUUGUUGAGCUGAUCUGGCCCAUGCCUUUCAAUCACUCCUGCCCAGGUGCUUGCGUCAUGACCCACUCAGGUAUUAAAGUGACGAUCAAAUUCUUGCUAACCCUCCCACGGCAGCUGGCUGAGACCAAGCUUUAAGCGUUCGAAUGGGGUCUCGGGUGGAAGGCCACUACCACCACCAGCAGCAGCAGCACAGUGGAAGGAAGGCAGGCGCAUCUUACAGACAAUCUGGUGGUCAAUGGACAGAUCAGCUCCGUGGUGUCAAGGGUACGUGGGCUCACAUUCACUGUCCCGCCGCUGUAUAGUCCAGCAGAUGUUCUUGCUUGGAUAUGGAAAGCACCCGAGGUGUUGUGUGGAAGAGCUGAUGACGAAUCAGCGUGCUGGUCAUUAAAAGCCCAUUUCCAGCACAGAAAUCUAGCAGCCCCCCCCCCCCCCAUCAUGAUUGUUGAGACGAUCAGAACCCCAUUGACUGCGAGUUACUCCUACCCAGGUGCUAACUCAAUGACCCACCUGAGCAUUAACAGUCACCCAAUCCGAGAAGGGCCACUUUAGCGGACAUCUGGGAGAAGAGGUCACAACGGGAAUCUGACUAAUCAUUUGGGGCAUAGGCAGCCACCACCACCACCACUCUUCCUUGCCUCCUGUUGAUGGGACACGUGAGUGGCUUCUCACCGCCACGCUCCCACAGCCCCCCUUGAAUUCUUCAUUCAGAAGAGCGACUCCCCAUAAAUCCGAUUGUUAUCCUGCCCCGAGUCGAGGACUGUCCAUCUCUCGUGGUGACUGGGGAGUCAGAAACCGUCCACCACUCCACCGGACCUUCUGCAUCCGAAAGGUGCAGGUGGUACGCUGGACAGCGGUUGGGCUCCUCUGACAAGAUGAGCGUCAGCCUCUCGUCACAUUCAGUCACUCCACUUGACCAGCCGCAGUGGGUGCCCAUCGCUUCUGGAGGCUCCCCGCCAAACCUUGCCCGGUGGCCAAGAGGCACUGGAGACGCCUCCGCUUGCUUGGUUAUCCACUGCACUGGGUGUGAGUACGCCGCGAGGGUAAUCGGCUGACAGGUGAGACGUUCCCCCAAUGACUUUACACCACAAAGCUCCCAGCUGGCACCACAGGCAGUCGGGGAGGAUGGUUUGCCAGACGCACACCGAUCACAAAUGAUGCCCUUCCCCCGUAUAGCCCACACCGGCUGCUUGGGCAAGUGCUGUUAGCGAGCACCUAUGCAGCCCAGAGUACAGACACACAAGACAGCACCACCUAACAACAACAACAACAUAAAGCCGCCAUUCGCCACUAAGUGGUGGUGAACAUCACCAUGGCGCUUGUGCCAGGCUAGGUGCACCCUCCCUCCCCCCCACUCACGUACCCAGCUGUGUAAGUGUUCGUGUAGUGCCCGUGUGUAACCGUGUCCUCGUGUUUCGUGUCUUUGAAAAUCGACAUCUUAAACAAAAAAAACCGAUAAAUUAUAUUACUCGAAAGAUGUACAAGAUUUUAGAAUGAAUAGCGGAAGAAUAUAUAUGAAUAUACUAUAUGACAUAGAAUUAUAUAAUUAGCAUAUAUUUAAUAGGAUAUAGAAUACAUUUUAUUAUAAUUUGACGUCUACAACUAAGUUGAUGAUGUCACGAACAUUAAUGACUUCGUUGCUAGCGGCUCGUGUCGAGCGAUGACGUCACAUGUCGUGUACUAUAACGUUACAAAUCAUUGGCGAUAACGUCACAUGCGCACUAACGUCACCGCUCUCUGUAUGUGCUGUGCGAUGACAUCAUGGCGCAAUGACGUCGUCAAACAGCACAAUGACGUCACCGCAAUCCAGCGAUGGCGUCACAGGUUAAUACAUUUCGCGCGAGGAAGACGUCAGUCUCCUAUUCAGCACAAACGGCGCAGUGACGUCAGCGAGGCGUGCUGGCAUUGUGACGUCAUCGCGCCCGCCAGCACAAUUGACGUGGCUGCGCGCGGCUCCCUCUCCCGUCCACUGACGUCAUCGCGUCAUACGCGGGGACGUCACAGCCCUAAAUCUCAGCACAAAUUGCGUCAUCGUGUGGCGACACUGAGCCGCCGCCGGGGUUAAAACUCCGGCAUAGAGGGGGAUGGUCGGUAAAGCGAAUUAAUGAAGUACUCGCCCGUGUGAUUGGUUGCCUGGGUUCGUGUUUUACUCAUUCCGUGUCACUUGAAGCUUCAUAUUCCGUGUUAAGCGACCGCUAAGGCGCGCCCCUCAAGCCACGUGGCCUCGCCCACCCACCCGCCACGGGGCCAUGUUGAGGCCACGUGACGAUGUUGAGGCCACGUGGCGAUGUUGAGGCCACGUGACGAUGUUGAGGCCACGUGACGAUGUUGAGACCACGUGGCCCCCUGGCGACACUGGGCACGCGACUGCAGCUGUGGCCGGUGACGUCACGCGCUCCCCUUGCUGGUGAACACUGCGGUAGGAGGCAUUUAAACAACAAAAACGUCGAACACAUUCGUCAGAUAACCCGUGUGUGUGUAUGACCUUAAAAUAUAUAUAUAAUAGGCGACGUUUUGGGCAAUGCCCCUUCUUCACAUAUCACAUCAAAUGUGUUAAUUGUGCUGCCAGAGCAGCAAUAUCACCAAAUAAUUAUUUGUGCGAAUGAUUUGGUGAUGCUGCUGAUUCUAAUCAUAAGGGAUCGUUGCGGAGAACAUUACAUAACAAUAGGAGAGCAGGCAACACGUCUCCCUCGUAGAUCUGUCCCUCCACGGACUUUCUUUAGUUUGGUUUUAACACAUCCCAUCAGCGCCGCACGGCCUCCUGGGAGUGCAUCAUUUCAGCGGCAUUGGAUCAACGCAAGCAAAACUCUGCACCGGUUUCGACUCCAGUACUUCAGUGUCUCAUCAGCAGGGUCGGGCCUGCUUUCACCGAUGACGAUGAAAUGCCCGAUGCUACAGGCAAGGCCCUCUCUGUUAGAUUAUUAUGGGUCCAGCAGUGCCAGACUAAGCUAGAGCGGGGCCUGUAGCAUAUGUUACAAAGGGGCUCUAAACUAAAAAAACAUUAAAACACACAUUUUUUUACUUGCACAGUAAAGUAAUUGUAUGUUUUCAUUAGCCAGAUAAUACGACAAAUCGCUAACCUUAAACACCCAGUAGUUCAUAAAAGUUGAAGGCAAUAUAGUACUAUAGUAAUAGAGCAAGUGCAGAAUCACUGAACCGGAAUUGAUAACUUGAAAGCAUUUAGCGCGGGGCCCUUGAAAGUACGGGGCCCGUAGCUACUACACGAGUAAUAGCUACUACAUGUGUAGUAGCUACUACAUGUGUAGUUGCUACUACAUGUGUAGUAGUAGCUACUACAUGUGUAGUAGUAGCUACUACACAUGUAGUAGCUACUUGUGCUACUUGAAUAAUCCGGCACUCGGUCCAAGUUCGAAGCCAAAUUUACGCGGUCCAAUGCGGUACUUCGCUGGAUCGAUUACAAGCGGCGAUUCCAUUCAUUUGAUUCCCAUUGCGUGCUCACAUUGUGGGGGGAGUGGGGUCAUGACCCUGUACUGCCCUGUUCUACUUAUUAGGCACAGAGCAAAUCAGCCAGAAUCAGAAUGUUUAUUUUAGAAUGGCGCAAUCCGAUGAGCCACUGGCGAUGCUAUUUGACUAAACAUUCGGCAGGUAGCGAUGCAAACAACGAUCCGUAGCUCCCUUGACGAUUCUCACGUCCCAAUCAAGACCCAUGCAUCCCGUUGUCUCGGAACACUAAUGAACUACCCGACGAGUGUAAUUAUCCCUUCGUCCUGAGCUUCUACUGACGAGCGAGGCUUCGAGACAGCGAUAACAACGCGAUGGCGGUUAAACGCACCAAUAUGGCAACUGGGUGACGUCACGAGCCCCCUGUACUCAAGUGGAAUUCCGCUUGGGAUCACGUGCUGCAUGCAGCCGGCUGCAUUGGGACGCCCAGUGUCCCAGCCCCCCUCCCUGCCUCCUUGCCCCCACCCAAUCCCCCUCCCCCCUCCCCUCGCGCCACCUUGUGAAGUGAGUCAACGACGUCGCGCGCAGUCUGUUCGGGGCAGUGACGACGCCACUCCCCCUGUUGGCGCGCGGUGACGUCACCUCCGAUUGCUUAUUGUGACGUCACAAAGGGGAGUUGGGGAGGGGGGUGGGACCCGUCGUCCGUUUCUCUCCGCCGCGUGCGUGCGUGCGACCCCGCUUUAAAGCUGCCGCGUUCAAGUGUCGAUGUGACGGGCGACCCGCGCGCGUCCGCCCGUUCUGUUUGCGUGCCGAGUGACUCAACCCCCUCCGCCGCGUCGACGGUCAUCCGCGCGUGCCGAUGGGUUUCGGUCGGUCGAAUUGCGUGCUGUGGAUGCUCGACCGUGUGUGUGUGUGUGUGCCGAUUGAUCGAUUCGCGUGCCUUGCCGUGCCGUCUGUCGCUCGUGUCGUCUGUGUCUGUGCGAGACUCGCUCCAUCCUCAUGAAGCAAUAAAAAUGUGGAGAACACAA